This is a messenger RNA of Cavia porcellus (domestic guinea pig), 5461 nucleotides long. RefSeq names its product BLOC-1 related complex subunit 5 (gene Borcs5). The coding region runs from base 334 to 846 and encodes 170 amino acids. Lineage: Eukaryota; Metazoa; Chordata; Mammalia; Rodentia; Caviidae. Gene Ontology annotation, cellular component: cytoplasmic side of lysosomal membrane; BORC complex; synaptic vesicle membrane. The record is from RefSeq and is a predicted model, not a curated record. The transcript has 4 exons. Gene Ontology annotation, biological process: organelle transport along microtubule; positive regulation of anterograde synaptic vesicle transport; lysosome localization.
GAAAUCGGCGCCGCCCGGUGGCUGCAAAUGCGGCUAAACCGGUGCCCCUACCUAUUCUUUAGGGCUUUCUGAAGGAAGGAGGGCGAGCAGUGUGCUGCUACGCUGCGCUUCGUUGUGUGUGUGUUCCCCACAUAGGGCCUCCCCCUUCCCCGCUGCCCGAAGCCCGGCUUGGGCUGGCGCCCCCCCCCCCCCCACAUUAAUUCACCGGGGCGCGCACACGGUUUAUCCUCUCCAGGCGGGUUCCCGGCCCCUACCCUGUCGCCCUGCCACCGGAGCGGUGACCGCCCGGUCUGCCGUUCUUCCGCUACCAUCGCUGCCACCGCUGCCGGCACCAUGGGCAGUGAGCAGAGCUCCGAGGCCGAGAGCCGACCCAACGAUCUGAACUCCUCAGUGACUCCUUCUCCAGCUAAGCAUAGAGCCAAGAUGGAUGAUAUUGUGGUUGUAGCUCAGGGCUCUCAAGCUUCACGGAAUGUCAGCAAUGAUCCAGAUGUCAUCAAGUUGCAAGAGAUCCCAACCUUCCAGCCCCUUUUGAAAGGGCUGUUGAGUGGCCAGACCUCCCCGACAAAUGCCAAGUUGGAGAAACUGGAUUCUCAGCAGGUGCUGCAGCUCUGCCUUCGAUAUCAGGAUCACCUGCACCAGUGUGCGGAGGCUGUUGCUUUUGACCAGAAUGCUUUAGUUAAACGAAUCAAGGAGCAUCCUCAGGGACCCAGGCUCCUAGCUCACUCCUCUGCCAGCCCAAGGUCUACAGUGACUAGCAGCAGCGUGCAAGAGGAAGGAACUGAGAAGAGGAGCAGUACUGAAUAUGUGCCUGCCAGCCUUGCAGGAAGGCCCCAGAAGCUGCUGUGAGAAUCACACACAUCCACUGCCUAGAAUUCAGUCAUGUGAUCACAUCAGUAUGAGGGUUUUGAGGCAGGCGUUGGUUGUUGAGAAUAAACAGUUUUUCACUGUUUAUUGGAAAAUCAAGAAGUUUGUAUAUUCUUCAAGUUCCUGAAACAAAGUUAUUUGCAACUUUUUUCUCUCUGGCCUGCCUGAGUUUCCUGGAAUAUUAAAGUUAUAUUAAAGCUAGUCAGGAGGUGUGUCUUGUUAAUAUACAUAGUAGCUGUGGGGGCAUGAAUAGUUUUGGUGUCUAUAUCUGUGUCCUUAGGAUGAGGCAUGAGGCACAGCACAUGAUGGUACGAAAUAAAUGUCUGCUGAUUAGUUAUAUAUUAACACCACACAUUUAGUGGGUGCUUACUCCACUCGGCACCACUCAGCAGUGUAGUUAAUGAUCUACAUGCAGUAUCUGAGUCCUCAGAACAGUCCUCAAGUAGCCACUGUUAUCUCCACUACUUACAGAUUAGAUAACUUUUCACCCAUGUGACAGAUAUUUUUUCAGGACCUCCUAUUCAAUAGGUACUGAAGAUACAGCAGAAUUUACAACAUUGGAAUCCUUGCCCCAGUAGCAUCUGCAUUGACUAAGUUACAUAGAUACUAGCUAACAGAUGGCACUUGAGCCUCAGCAGUCAGACAUAGAGUCUGUUAUUUCAUCUAGUGCAUGCGUGGUCAAUGAGGGGACUGAUGUGAAUGAUGAGCAAAAUAUUUAAGCUGUCCAUUUCACAGAGAGCCUCAUGGCUACCCUUCAGUUACGGCAUAGAUCAGUGGUGAUGAACCUGUGGCACACGUGCCACAGUGAGCUGUUGGCAUCAUUGAAAGCUCUAAACGGUUUUCCAUCACUGGCAUAGAUUAUUAGAUUGCCUGUCUUAGCUAUAGAGUUACCUUAUGAAUGGCUAAGGCGUAUUCAGUGAGGAGACUUUAAAUGACUCCAUGAUGCUUCUUUAUCAAGAGGACUACAAUUAGUACAGUUCCGUGAUUCUGAGGACGAUGGCCAUGUUCAUGUUCAUGUGAGAGAGAUGACUAGAGUCUUGUUCAUCAUCCCAUGCAGAGUUUGCAGACAAAAUUUUGCCAAAUGCUCUGUUUGCAGCCAAAUGAUUCACAAAGAAAACUGUUUGUGGGCCAGGGAUUUAGCCCAGCAGCAUAAGCGUCUGCCUGGUAAGUGUGAGGUCGUGAGUUGGAUCCCCAAGACCAAAAAAAAAAGCCAAACCUGUGAAUGGAAGUACCUUUAUAUGUGUGCUGUCUAGUUAGAAUCUAUGUGCCAAAAAUAGAAAUAAGAGGGGCAAAACAGAAGGAUGUAUUGCUCUAAUGUCAAAAUGAAGAGUUCAGAGUUGCACUGGAUUCCGGCUUAUUGCCUGAAGUCACAGUGGAAGUGUUAGAAAGUAUGUACCUGAAGUUCAGGGAUUAAAGGUCAGCAUUACAGAUUAACGAUCAUGUUGCCUUGAGAACAAAAGGCAAGGAUCAUCAAUUGACAUCACACUUUAUUGACACUUCUCCAGGUAUUAAAUUAUUACACCAAAUUGUGAGCUUCUUCACAAUGAAGAACAGGGAAGAAUUUAAAAAGUGCUAACUCUUCCAUCAUACGACUUAGCAUUGUUCAAUGCCAUGCACAAAUUGCCUAAGGUCUCAUAUACCACCAGUGGUCCACAACUCUCGCUCAGGAAAUACACCUAAAAGGAAAAUGCCAGGUGGAAAUCUGGGUUCUGGCCUUGGUUCUGUCACUGUGAAACCUGGGAGGUCUCUCAAUCUUUCCUCUCCUGUGGUGUUUUCUUUCUGUGGACUUGGCUCUUGAAAGAUGUGACAGAAGCAAGUGUGAACAGCAUGCUUGGAAUUGUGUGCUCACCUAUGCAUUGAGCUUAAGUGGCUUGGGACACAAGUUCGAGGUGAGUUAAACAUGGACUUAAGCUAGAAGCAGAAAUGUGCACGGAAGCAUGUGCCACUGGAACAGAAAUGCCUCACAGAGACGGUAAGAACUGGUGAGGGGUGUGUAUUGGGACCGAUGACUUACUUGCCAGCCACUUCCAACGUGAUGAGCUAAUCACACACACUCUGGCAUCUGUCUUCUCUGGUGGAGUUGGGGGUAGGGGUGGGAGUGAUAAUCCAAGAAAGAUUGGGCUUCUGGAGCAGGCACUUACCGUGUGCCAUGCUGGUUCUUAAGGGGUGUUCAUUGACCUCUGAGCCACUGUCCCACAGGAGGUGCUGUAUCUGGAUGGGCCCAAAAGGCCCAGUCUGUGACUGCCCACAUGCUGCCACAGUCCCUAGAGACUGGUUAGGGAUACAGAGACAUUUUCUGCAUCUUUCGGAGAUUCCUGUUGUGGAUGUCCUUCCCCUUCCCACUUCUGUCAGAAGGCAUUUCAGAGCAAGGGGGAAAAUUAGCCUAGAAGAAAUGAGCAAUGAGGUGGUUUUCUCACCUCCCCUGUUUACCAUUGCAAUGAGAAAAAAAUGAUUAUUUUUUCUCAGACCUGGGUUUGGUCUCCUACCGGAUCUUUGUUUUUGUUGAAGUCAUAUUCUGAGGCUCAGUGGUAAGAUGAGGUGAACACUGGAAGGCAGAUGGGAAGGGCGGCUGGACUAGGUGGUGCAGGGGAUGUGGAAGUCACCUUCAGAACUGCUGCAGAAGUGGUUCUUCCCAGGUGGAACAGGAAGAGGGGAAGGGAAGUUCUGGCAGUGGCAGCAGCAGCUGAGAGAGGCUGUGGCCCCUCCUUGUUUUACGCAGGUCACAGGUUUGCUUGGGAGGGGAAAGGUACACGAAGCUGUCCUCACAAAUGUCCACAGUGGUGUGGUCCCCCUGUGAGCUGCAGCUGGCUGGCCCGUGUGUCUGGCCCGUGGCAGGGAGAGUGCCAUCCUCUCUGCUGUCCCCUGCAGUUUCCCUAGUGAGCAAGUGCCACACUGCCACAGCCAUUCCAGGAAGAGGGAAAGACACAAAGAUGAAAAACUGUAUCAAAGGGGUGGAGGAUAGCUCAGUGUAGUAGCCCUGGGUUCCUCCUGAUACAGGGAAGGAGGCAAGAGGGAGGGCGCCAUGCUGGUGCUUGCGGGCUGGGUGUCAGCGAGUGGGAUGACUACGAAGCCCUAAAUGUCACUGCACAGGCCUGUGGGCUUUAUAAACACUGCACACUUCGGCUGCACUAUAUGUAUAAGAAUGUGUCUAAAGUAAUAAAUGAAGCUUAGCUUACUGUAACAUUUAUUUUUUAAGCUUUUUGUGUGUGUGUGUGUGUAGUAUUACUGAUCAAACCCAGGGACACUGUACACUGACCUACAUCCCCAACUUUUUAUUUUUUAUUUUGAGCCAGGGUCUCAUAAUUAAGUUACCCAGGCUGGUUUUGAAGCUUUUGAGUAAUGGGGAUUAUGGGCGUGGGCCACCACAAAUUGGCAUCUUCUAAAUUUUUUGAAAAACCUUUUGACUCUUAAUACUGAGUUUAAAUACAUGUACAGCUGUACAAAGCUUUUCUUUAUAGCCUUGUUCUACAAGCUUUCUUUAGUUUUUAAAGUUUUCUUUUUAAGCUUUUUUGCUUAGAAGUUAGAGACUGGACAUGUGAUCAGUGGAGGAUAACUUGCCCAGCAUACAUGAGGCCUGGCUUCCAUCCCAGGAUUGCUGAAAGAAGGUCGCUGACACACCUAGGUCAGGAUGGCCAGCACCCCCACCUUCCCCGCCACAUCAUGUCCCACUGGAAAGUGCUCAGGGGCAGUGCCACAUGUGGAACAAUCACCCCUGCUCCUGUGCCUUUUGGGAUCCCUCCUGUGGGACUUCACAAGGCUCUUCUCUGUUCCGUUUUUUUUUUUUAAAUAAGUAGGACUCCAUUCUAAAAUAAUAACAGUAGGCAGUAAGUAAGCCAGCCAGGAAGGCAGCGUUGAUCACCGCCAAGUGUCAUGUCCUGUAGUAACUCAUUGCUGCGCUUGCAGAUGGCCCCAGAGCAGAGGGGUGUGUACUGUCGUUGCCACAGACACGAGGAGUGUGUUGCGCUGCCCCUUCUCAUGCCGCAUUGUCCCUAGGCGACGGAUUCUUCAGCACCUGUGUACAGGAGCACGUUGUGGGUGCAGCUUUGCACUGGCUGAAACGAUGGUUCUCUGAUGCUGCUCCUUCUGAUCCACUGAAGCCCAGGCUGCUUUCAUGUGGCAAUCUCUGGGUCUCAUCAGGGUGUAAACAGCACCAACUCCUGGCACAGAACUGAGCACAGUCCUCUCUCUUCCCCAGAGCUUGGUCAGAGUGCAGCUGUUUUGUUUUUGUUUUUUGUUUGUUUGUUUCUGUUUUUUAGUGCACGUUCAUAAUACAGAAUAGUGAUGCUGACUUGGGAGAUUGGCAGGUGUGUGUAACAUCUUGCUCAUUUUCAGUCCCUUUGCUCUCCUCCCUCAGGUCCUCUCAGGGAGCCUCUCAGGUCCCCUCUUAUUUCCUAUAAAGUAGGCAACUUCCACUUAAUCUGUGUGACUCAACCUCUAGCUGGACACAUGACCUUUCGAGGGCUUGCGUAAACAAGUGUAAUGUGUUUUUUUGUUUUUGUUUUGCCUUCUACAGAUGGAUCUGUCUGUAGAAACCCUCUUUAGCUUCAUGCAGGAACGCCAGAAAAGAUAUGCCAAAUAUGCCGAACAGAUCCAGAAA